Teleopsis dalmanni is the source of this 2650-nucleotide messenger RNA. RefSeq lists its product as uncharacterized. The coding region runs from base 1502 to 2446 and encodes 314 amino acids. The transcript has 8 exons. Lineage: Eukaryota; Metazoa; Arthropoda; Insecta; Diptera; Diopsidae. The record is from RefSeq and is a predicted model, not a curated record.
CGUUCAAAUUUGUGCUCGUUAACGUCUUAGCGGGUUUGUGGUUAUGCCAAAGCAAUGUGUGUGUACGGUUUCAUUUGAAUAAAUUGUCGCAGCGCGGUAGUGAGGCGUAACGAACAAAUAGCGGUAUUUCGUUUUUUAUUUUUAAUUUAUAGAAAAGUUAACAAUGAAAUGUGUUGCUUUCAUAAAUGAUUUAAGAAUUUGCAAGAAAAUAGCAUGAAUAACAUAAUAAUGUAAAUGUACUAAUAAAAAAAAGAAAGGUAAAUACAAGUUUGUAGUGCAGUGUGUAGUAAUUUGAAGCAGAAAAGCGGUAAACGUGAAAUGAAACUAUGCUGAAGUUAAUUUCUGAUUGCGGCCAUCUUAACGACUGCGUUAAUAAAAAUAACAGUUUAAAUAAUUGUUGAAUAAAAUCACAAGAAUUUAUUUAUAAAUAAUUAAAUAAAAAUUAUUUGCAUAGUUGCAUAAAUACAAUUGCAUGCGAAUUGUUAUUGUUUUAUUUUUUUUUUGAUUUGUAUAUGCCGCUUAAGCACAACAAUACUUUUUUAACCAAAAAAAAAAAGAAAAACAAUUACAAUUUAUAUAAACAAAAGCAAAAAUACUGCCAACAAAUUUGUUAAGAAAUAAAAAUAUGAAUAAGGCAACGUUCUAAAUUUAUCGGUUUAUGUUGUUAAUUUUUAUUAGCUUGGCUUAGAAACAUAAUAUAGUGUGUAGCAAAUUGCUGCCCACCAGUGCGUCAUAUCUGCAAACGUGUAUGUGCAUAUUUUUAUACACAUUUGCCAACAUAUGCAUGUGUAUUCCUGCACGUAUGUACGUUUGUGCUUGCGUAUUCCUAACUUGAUUUAACCAGUAAACAGAAUAAAGGUGUUGAUCUUGCUUAAGGAAUUUAAAAUAAAAAUUAAAAAAAUAUUUAAACAGUGAAGUAAUCGUACUCACACUCAUUUUAUUAUUUCUCCCUCUCUUUCGGCAUUAAGCAAAAUAUUUAAGCCAAGCUUUUGCGUAAAGUUUUUGGCCCAGUGAAAAGUAAUUAUGUGAAACGAAGUGAGAAUUGAAACGGCUAUUGUUUUGUUUUUGUUUUUGCUUUUGCGUGAUUAUUAAAAGUUCUAAGAGCAAAAGAGCAACAGGUUAAAUUAACUUGGCACAAAAUAAACAAGAAAAGUAUAAAUAAAUACGUUUUGUUUUUGCGAGCUAGAGAGCGGAACACGGACGGCUUUUAAACGAACCCACAUUUAAUGAAUUAAACGGCAAAAGCAAUUUUAUUUAUUCGCAAAGGCACAAACACAGAAGCAAUAAGACAAUUUAAAAUCACUCAGAUAUUGAAGGUGAAUUUAAAGUAACUCUAUUCAUCGGAUCGCAAAUUAUGCUUUUUGAUCUCAUCAUAUUCGGAAGUGACCUUUUAACGUGUGCUUGCUAGUCGUGACCUUCAAAAUUACAGAAGAAAGGAAAAGAAAAGAAAUCUAUCGAAAUCUCAGCUGCCGUCUCACUUAAUUAUGCUGAUCGAUAAAAAAUGGCGAAAUCAAAAACUGCUCUUUAUGCUGCUGGGUUAACUUGUUACGGGUUCUUGUGCUUCGCUUUGGCUUCAGCCGCUAUUGGCAUACCCAUUUGGGGCUACUACGACAGUUCAAAUGGUGGCUACGACUACGACCGUGGAUACUUUGGUCCCUUUAAAGUAUGUAAACAGUUGGCAUACAAUCGUGAAAAGUGUGGUAAUGAAGUCUCCAAAUUUCGGCUUAACUCUGCCGUAUAUGUUAGUGGCUUAUUGGCCAUCAUUAGCUCAGCUGCGCUGGGUAUAUUCUGCAUUUUAUCGGUGAUACAAAUUGCAAUGAUUUCAUCACGUGAUAAGGUUGUGAUGUCAUAUACUAGCUUAGUAAUGUUAAAAUUGAUCUUAGCAAUAAUUGGAUGUAUACUAGCAUUGAUUGCUGCUGUCCUCUUUGCUUUGCAAAUAGAUGAAUCGGAAAAGUAUGGAUUUAGAAUCUCACGUGGUAUAUCAUUUUAUUUACAGAUAGUUACCAUAAUUUUAAGCAUAGGACUUGUCUUAACCUCAGUAUAUGAUAUGCUUUUCUCACGUCGCCCUGGAGGAGACCCAACGAUGACUGUAGAUGCUUCAUCACCAUCUAGUGCAACAACAUAUAAUAAUCCAGGCUAUAAAGAGCCACGUACCAAAAAUGGUGUUUCAGUCACAGAUGCUUCCGGCAAACCUUAUAGCAAUAUACGCAAUGGAAGCAGUGUGGCGUCGUUGAGUACAACAGUGACAAGCGUUUCAAAUGGUUCGACUAUGGAAUCAGUUACACGCUCACCUUUACGUUCCAGUUUGAAAAAACCUCGACCACCUCGAGAUAAUACGUUAGGCAUACAAAAUCCAGGGUUCUCUGGCUCAGGGAGCUCGCCGCCUAUGAAUCGUAGUGGUAGUGUUAAGAAAGUACGAAUACAGACACACAGUACCGAGGUGUGAAAAUUUAAUUUGACACACUUAGACAUAAAAUUUUUAUUACAUUUAAUUAAAAACAAAAAAUAAAUUAAAUUAUUAAAAUAAAAAUAAAACAUUCGCAUAUUCAAUGAAACAAAGACUGUGUAUAGAGAAAAAUCAUUAAGAAAUUAAAGUUCUAAAAUAAUACAAAAAAAAAAACAAAAAAACAUUUACAUAAACACAGAUACA